Molecule: messenger RNA, 972 nt
Organism: Malassezia globosa CBS 7966
Lineage: Eukaryota; Fungi; Basidiomycota; Malasseziomycetes; Malasseziales; Malasseziaceae
Exons: 1
Coding region: 1-972 (323 amino acids)
Biological process (GO): ribonucleoside monophosphate biosynthetic process; 5-phosphoribose 1-diphosphate biosynthetic process; purine nucleotide biosynthetic process
Cellular component (GO): cytoplasm; ribose phosphate diphosphokinase complex
Molecular function (GO): ribose phosphate diphosphokinase activity; magnesium ion binding
Source: RefSeq, a predicted model, not a curated record
AUGGAACUUUUGAUCAUUUUGUCUGCAUGCAAGACGGCAUCGGCAAGACGCAUCACGGCUGUGAUCCCGUCCUUCCCAUACUCACGGCAGAACAAGAAAGACAAGAGCCGCGUUCCCAUCACAGCCAAGAUGAUUGCGAACAUGAUCACCGUGGCCGGUGCCGAGCAUGUGAUCACGGUGGAUCUGCAUGCAAGUCAGAUUCAGGGAUUCUUUGAUAUCCCUGUGGACAACCUCACGUGUGAGCCAAGCAUCGCGCGCUGGAUCCGUCACAAGGUCGACGACUGGCGCGACGCCAUCAUUGUAUCCCCAGAUGCUGGUGGUGCAAAGCGCGCGACGUCUCUAGCCGACUCGCUCGGCAUUGACUUUGCAUUGAUCAACUGCAGCCGGCACUUGCAGAAAAACCACCGCCAGCGCUCUAACACGAACGAGUCAGCCGAUAUGGCACUCAUGGCCCACAGUCACUCAUCGAGUGAAGUGGCGAAUGGUGUGCACUCUCUAAGCGAGAGCGGCGAAUGGUUCAUAACCAGUGAAGGCGGCGGACGUGUGCGCAGUGGUGGCGCCCGAAAGCAGGUGAGUGCAGCUGAAGAAAGUGCAGAUGAAGUCGACUCCAUUAUGGAGCUGCUCGUCGGCAAUGUGACCGGGAAAACAGCCAUUCUUGUCGAUGACAUGAUCGAUACUGGACGUACGCUUGCACUUGCGUCCAAGACACUUGAAGCGGCUGGCGCCAAGCGUGUGUUUGCGAUUGUGACGCAUGGUUUAUUAUCUGGCCGUGCUAUGGAUCUAAUCACACGCAUGCAGAUUGUCAAGCUCGUGGUCACAAAUACCAUCAGCAAUACAGAAAAGGCAUUGCAGAGCAAUGGCAAGGUCGAGGUCAUUGAUAUGUCGGCUGUGAUUGGAGAAACGAUUCGUCGCUCGCACCAUGGUGAGAGUAUUUCAACCAUGUUCCGUCAGGAUGCUGAAAUGAUGUUUUAA